CGCUUCUCUAGCAAUUUUGCUUUCUGACAUGUACUCUCAGCUGUUGAUCAGUUUCAUUGUCAUUCCCUUCCUUUCCUUCUUUUUGAAGAUUUCGUCACUCGCUUUAAUGAUAUUCAUUCGGCUAUUGUAUAUGCUGUUGGCCGCCUUGCUGGAGUGCUCAACGGAUGCUCAGCCAUUCGAACCGGCCACCAGUGCCCAGCUGAAUGGAGGACCGCAGAAGCCUGACAGCGAUCUCGUUGACAGCAGUCCUUCUCAGCUAGAAUCCUCCACACUCUUUGCGACAGAUAGCCUCCCAUCAUCGGCUGGACCCCGUAGAACAGCUGAAGUGCACUCUGCGACGUCUCUUCAAGCUGAAAUGCCCCUAUCAUCCCCUUCGGCCGAUCGCACCUCUCAGGAAGACGCGUCGGCAUCUGCUCGGCCAGAGCCUAACGCGCCGCGAUCUUCCACUCCUCCCCCGGCUUACGGUACACCCAGCGCUCCAGCUCAACCUUCCCGCCUAGACGACCCACUUGCGGACCUUGUCGCGAUAUUCCCGGCUGCGUCAAGAGCGGGGUUCACCUUUCAAGGGUUCCACACAACUGGCAACGCGAGAGUCCACUACCCCACCAUGAUCUAUGGUGGAUGCAACAAUCGUGGUGCGGAAGUCCGCCUUGAACGGCAGAGUGAACUUUGCACUUAGAGUUUGCUGGGCGAGGCCUUUCCUGGACGUCGCUGGCUGACCCUAAGCAUGAUGGCACUGGCAUGCGUGAUCAUGCAGGCCACUGCAUCGCAAGGGUCUAUCUGAUAUGCCUCAACCCCAGGAACAGAGUUUCCUGGAUAUAUUUAUCGAUGUUGUCAUUUCCGACUCCGCAGGACGGGCAUGCAUUCCUGCCACGAUCGCUUACGGAACAUCAGUCUGGCGUCAACGACAACGAUUGACAUCGAUCCUGCGUCUGGAGUAUACCUCAUAAUUUAAUUGAUUUUAUUACUACUUAUCAUCCAUUAAUAGCUGGCGUUCAGUAUUGUCUCCUUACUAUACCACGCUCAUUGACUUAGCCACUCUACCUUACAGCCAUACCCACUGCGUGUACUUAUAGGCUAAUGUUCUACCUUAUCCAAUUAUAAUUUCCACCUUCU
Coniophora puteana RWD-64-598 SS2 is the source of this 1116-nucleotide messenger RNA. RefSeq lists its product as uncharacterized. The record is from RefSeq and is a predicted model, not a curated record. The coding region runs from base 29 to 679 and encodes 216 amino acids. NCBI's taxonomy places the organism in Eukaryota, Fungi, Basidiomycota, Agaricomycetes, Boletales, Coniophoraceae. The transcript is spliced from 3 exons.